Molecule: messenger RNA, 5557 nt
Organism: Coregonus sp. 'balchen'
Lineage: Eukaryota; Metazoa; Chordata; Actinopteri; Salmoniformes; Salmonidae
Source: the annotation of a GenBank genome assembly
AUGCUAAAAUGCAGAAGCCGUCAGUUCAUCUUGACUAUUUUCUGUUUUAGUUCAAGACCAGCCAGUACAACAACACUGAAGACUAGCUCAUGCGAUAACGUAUUCGAUAACAAACCAAAAGGUAUAUUUCAUAAAGCAAUAGUUAUUAUAAACAAUAGAUUUUAGAUAGUUAUUAUAGGAAAAGUAGUUGCUUUUGGAUACUUUGACUCAUUUAGUACUUGAUUGACACACCAGAGCCAGAACCAGAGCCUCCCCAGAUCCAACCAACUGAGGAGCCAGAGAUGACUCCCAAUCCACAGGAGGAACUAAGUGAAGGUCAGUACCUUCAAAACAACCUUACUGAGGAGAUGGACAACCAACAGUUUAGCCUUAAAUAAGAAUAAAAAUUGAAUAUUCACCAGUAUUCACUCAGCCCAACAUCUUCGAACACCAAAGUCAAAACAUUCCCUGUAAUAAUAGUGUAAUAUUGUCUAACGAAAAACACAGAUCUUUUUAACUUUUCUUGACCAAUAAAGCACAUGGUAGAGAGUGUGACUCCCGGAUGUUUUGGAUAGGCUGUCACACUGCUGCAGCUCUCUCAAGCUGUGACUUGAGCCGGAGCCCGGAGGCCAAGUCUCCCCAGAUGUAGCAAGGAGCUCUGUGUCUGUCGCGGCCAAACCUGCCAAGAGAAACAUGGGGAAAUAAUGUCAUUAUACACUGAACAAAAAUAUAAACGCAACAUGCAACAGUUGCAAUGAUUUUACUGAGUUAGCGUUCAUAUAAGGAAAUCAAUCAAUUGAAAUCAAUUAAUUAGGCCUUAAUCUAUGGAUUUCACAUGACAUCGACCCAGAGCAUUUAGGAUUUUCUGCCGGAUUCACUGAAUCACUGGACCUUAACACCGGAUCAUCACAACUAGCUAGCUGCAACCGAAUGGAUCACCACUUGUUCCAAAGCUAGCACCAGUUAGCCUUGAGCUAGCCUCGAGCCCAUCUCCCGGCUAUCCACCUCUCUGUCAACCGGACGGGACCGCCUAGUGUCGCCACGGAGCCCCGCCAAUCCAUCACGACCUGUCUGCUGACGUAAUCGUCUGAUGUGGUUUCAACAGGCUUCCCGUUGUGAUGACCACGAAGAUCCAUCUGCUAGCACCGGCCUGCUAGCACGCGCAAUCAACAGCCGUGCCUCCUGCUCGCCUGUGCUGUACCAGCCUACGAACUGCUCCCGGACUUACCUAUUGCUGUUCACUGGACCUUAUGAUCACUCAGCUACACAUCUGAUGCCCGCUGGACUGUUCCUUUACACGGUACCCCAUCCUGUUUAUCUGUUUAGCCUCAGCCCAAACUUUCGUCGUCAUUACCAGUUGUUGUCUUAGCCCUCUCGAAUAACACCUGUGAUUGCCUUAUGCCUCUCUCCCAUGUCAAUAUGCCUAGCCUAUUGCUGUUUGGGUUAGUUGUUAUUGUACUAUUUCACUGUAAAGCCCCCAGUCCCGCUCAACCUGCCUCAGAUAGAUUCUUUAUCCCACCCCCCAUACACGCAGAGACCGGCUCAAUCGGUACCUCCAGUGAUGCUAUCUCUUUCAUCGUUACCCAAUGCUUAGGUGUACCUCCACUGUACUCAUAUCCUUCCAUAUCCUUGUCUGUACAUAAUGCCCUGAAUCUAUUCUACAACGCCCGGAAAUCUGCCCCAUUUAUGUACUCUGUACCCAACGCACUAGAAGACCAGUUCUUAAAGCCUUUAGCCAUAUACUUAUUCUAUUCCUCCUCUGUUCCUCUGGUGAUGUAGAGGUUAACCCAGGCCCUGUAACCCCCAGUAUCACUCCUACUCCCCAGGCGCUAUCAGUUGUUGACUUCUGUAACCGUAAAAGCCUUGGUUUCUUGCAUGUUAACAUCAGAAGCCUCCUCCACAAGUUUGAGUUAUUCACUGCUUUAGCACACUCUGCCAACCCUGAUGUUCUAGCAGUGUCUGAAUCCUGGCUUAGGAAGGCCACCAAAAAUUCAGACAUUUCCAUCCCCAACUACAACAUUUUCCAUCUAGAUAGAACUGCCAAAGGGGGCGGAGUUGCAAUCUACUGUAGAGAGAGCCUGCAGAGCUCUAUCAUACUAUCCAGGUCUGUACCCAAACAGUUUGAGCUUCUACUUCUAAAAAUCCACCUUUCCAGAAAUAAGUCUCUCACUUUUGCCGCUUGCUACAGACCCCCCUCAGCCCCUAGUAAACGACCACCCCUCAUCACUGUCAAAUGCUCCCUAAAACACUUUAGUGAGCAGGCCUUUCUAAUUGACCUGGCCCGCGUAUCCUGGAUGGAUAUUGACCUCAUUCCGUCAGUAGAGGAUGCCUGGAUGUUCUUCAAAAGUGCUUUCCUCUCCAUCUUAAAUAAGCAUGCCCCAUUCAAAAAAUUCAGAACUAAGAACAGAUAUAGCCCCUGGUUCACCCCAGACUUGACUGCCCUUGACCAGCACAAAAACAUCCUGUGGCGUACUGCAUUAGCAUCGAACAGCCCCCGCGAUAUGCAACUUUUCAGGGAAGUCAGGAACCAAUAUACACAAUCAGUUAGGAAAGCAAAGGCUAGCUUUUCAAACAGAAAUUUGCAUCCUGUAGCACUAACUCCAAAAAGUUUUGGGACACUGUAAAGGCCAUGGAGAAUAAAAGCACCUCCUCCCAGCUACCCACUGCACUGAGGCUAGGAAACACUGUCACUACCGAUAAAUCUACGAUAAUCGAGAAUUUCUAUAAGCAUUUUGCUACGGCUGGCCAUGCUUUCCACCUGGCUACCCCUACCCUGGCCACCAGCUCUGCACCCUCUGCUGCAACUUGCCCAUGCCCCCCCCCCACUUCUCCUUCAUCCAAAUUCAGAUAGCUGUUGUUCUGAAAGAGCUGCAAAAUCAGGACCCCUACAAAUCAACUGGGCUAGACAAUCUGGACCCUUUCUUUCUAAAAUUAGCCGCCGAAGUUGUAGCAACCCCUAUUACUAGCCUGUUCAACUUCUCUUUCGUAUCAUCUGAGAUCCCCAGAGAUUGGAAAGCUGCCGCGGUCAUCCCCCUCUUCAAAGGGGGUGACACUCUAGAUCCAAACUGUUACAGACCUAUAUCCAUCCUACCCUGCCUUUCGAAAGUAUUUGAAGGCCAAGUUAACAAACAGAUCACCGACCACUUCGAAUCCCACCGUACCUUCUCCGCUAUGCAAUCUGGUUUCCGAGCUGGUCAUGGGUGCACCUCAGCCACGCUCAAGGUCCUAAACGAUAUUAUAACCGCGAUUGAUAAGACAGUACUGUGCAGCCGGCUUCAUCGACCUGGUCAAGGCUUUUGACUGUCAAUCACUGCAUUCUUAUUGGCAGACUAAAUAGAAAACCAGUUAGUAUCUGCUGUGACCACUAUUUGCCUCAUGCAGCGUGACACAUCUCCUUCGCAUAGAGUUGAUCAGGCUGUUGAUUGUGGCCUGUGGAAUGUUGUCCCACUCCUUUUCAAUGGCUGAGCGAAGUUGCUGGAUAUUGGUGGAAACUGGAACACGCUGUCGUACACGUCGAUCCAGAGCAUCCCAAACAUACUCAAUGGGUGACAUGUCUGAUAAGUAUGCAGGCCAUGGAAGAUCUGGGACAUUUUCAGCUUCCAGGAAUUGUGUACAGAUCCUUGCGACAUGGGGCCGUGUAUUCUCAUACUGAAACAUGAGGUGAUGGCGGCAAAUUAAUGGCACGACAAUGGGCCUCAGGAUCUCGCCACGGUAUCUGUGCAUUCAAAUUGCCAUCGAUAAAAUGCAAUUGUGUUCGUUGUCCAUAGCUGAUACGGUGGGCCGUAUGGUUCAAGACAUGCCAGGAUGACCUAGAACAUCAAGAACAUCUCAGAUAGAGUUGUAUAAUAAUUACAUAUGCCCCAUAUAACUCAACUCCAGGAAAUGAAUUAUACAGUUAUUUCAAUAAACUAUUCAAUUCAUUUCCAGAUGUAAUGAUUUUACAUACAUUUUGCCCUUAUUCCCUUCCACAGAUGUGAAGGGUGAGACCUGGCCAGAUCUUCCUGUUCCCUCUCCUGAUACUGGGUCAGAGGAUCCAGAGGCAAGCCCUAACUCAGAGGACCCUGAAGCUGGUCUGGUGGAUCCAGAGGUAACUCCUAACCCAGAUGACCCUGAAGCAACCCCUGCCCCAGAGAGCACAAGCGGGUCAGAGCUCUCUCCGACUGAGCCAGCCUCUUCAGACCCCUUAGAACCCUCGCUGGACACUACCCCCCCAACCACAGAUAUAGAGGAUGACCCUGAGAAGGAAGCCAUUUUAAAGGGGGACUACACACCCUUCCCUGAGGAAUUGGCUACAGAGGCAACACCAGGCUCAGAAGGGACUCCACCAGCAGCCAACCCCAACCCCUCCACUGCCGAACCAGCCAACGAGACCCCCACUGAGGCAACAGGUAACAAAUUAAAUUCUAUUGUCCUAACAGGGAAAUUAAUUGUGCUGUUAGGAGCUUACAGUUGAUAUGUAUACCAUUAUACCUGGGCACAGAGCGGGAAAUGAUAGCCAAGCCAUCUCUCACAUACCAACAUCAAUGAGAUAGUCCUAUCUCACUGUUCCUAGAAAUUGCAUUUGACAAGAUGUUUCACAAUCUACUUUGAGUCAUCUGGAUUCAAAUCAAAUCUAACACUGACCCAAAUCUCAUGUUUUCCAGACUCCAGUGAUCCUGAGGGACAGCCUGAUUCCAGCAGCAGCCCGUCUGCAGCCGACCCAACUCCCCCUGGAUCCUCCUCUGAGCCCACCCCCGCCUCCCCAGUCGCCCUCCAGCCCUCCGACCAGGCCUCUCCGAGCUCAGAGCCCCAGCCUGGGCCUACUCCUACAGAGGACACCCCUGAACUCCUACCUGAAGGACAGAGUGAAUUGGACCCUGAAGGUCAGGAGGCAGAAUCUGAGAACACACUGCCAGAGGAAUCCGAACCCACACCCUCAAACUUAGAGAAUGCUGCCACCACCCCAGCCUCCACGCCAGCCUUUGACCCGGCUUCCAUCCCAGUUUCUACCAGCCCCACACAGGGCACACCCUCAGCCCCAGAGGAUCCUGAGACUACCCCUGCCUCUCCAGACAGCACCACCCCCUCCACCAAGCCUGACCAGACACCCAGUGCCCCUGAAGGAGCUACCCCAAGCUCAGAUCAGGACAGCCGCAAGGAGGAUGCCCCAACAACCACCCCCUCAGACCCACAGGAUCCCAAUGUGGCCUCUGAGCCACCAGCGUCUGAGAGUGGUUCUGAGUCUAAACCUGGUAGAGGGGACACCCCAGAUAGUUUUAAUGACAACAGUGUCCCCCAGACUGGAGAUCUGGCUACGCGUCCCACCACAGACCCAGCGGGACAAGAGGAAGGAGAUGAGGCAGCACCAGUGGAGACCACCAGCAACUCCAUGAAGCUCACUCCUAUCCCCACCACCAAACCCACCCAAAACAAACACACAGAGAAAACCAAGCCCAGUAAACCCACAGAGAAACCCAAGCCCAAAUCCACACGGCCAAGCACCUUCACGGAUAUCAACCAAGCUCUGGGCACAGACAACCCCAGGGACUACCAAGCAGGUAAGCUUAACCAUGUUGGACCUUGCUUUGCCUUACUUUAA